AUGCCCUUGUGCGGAGGUUCUAAGACGGUCCAGCGCAAGCUGGUUCUCCUUGGCGAUGGCGCUUGCGGCAAGACUUCGCUGUUGAACGUCUUUACCAGAGGCUACUUCCCGACUGUCUACGAGCCCACCGUCUUCGAGAACUACGUCCACGACAUCUUCGUCGACAACGUCCACAUCGAGCUUUCGCUUUGGGAUACCGCCGGUCAGGAGGAGUUCGACCGCCUUCGCAGCCUGUCUUACGAUGACACCGAUCUCAUCAUGCUGUGCUACAGCGUCGACAGCAAGGACUCUCUCGAGAACGUCGAGAGCAAGUGGGUUGGCGAGAUCGCCGACAACUGCCCCGGCGUUAAGCUCGUCCUUGUCGCCCUCAAGUGCGAUCUUCGCGAGUCCGAUAACGAGGAGGAGGAGGCCGCCGAGGGCCAGCAGCGCGAGAAACGCCCCAUGAUCAACUACGAGCAGGGAUUGGAGGUUGCUCGUCGCAUCAACGCCCUCCGCUACCUCGAGUGCUCCGCCAUGCGCAACCGCGGCGUCAACGAGGCCUUCACCGAGGCCGCCCGCGUCGCCCUCAGCGUCAAGAAGGACCGCGAGGAGUCCAAGUGCGCCGUCAUGUAA
Molecule: messenger RNA, 612 nt
Organism: Colletotrichum karsti
Lineage: Eukaryota; Fungi; Ascomycota; Sordariomycetes; Glomerellales; Glomerellaceae
Product: GTP-binding protein RHO3
Exons: 5
Coding region: 1-612 (203 amino acids)
Biological process (GO): small GTPase-mediated signal transduction
Molecular function (GO): GTPase activity; GTP binding
Source: RefSeq, a predicted model, not a curated record